CUCCCUCCCUCUCUCUCUUUUCCCCCUUCCCUACAAUGAAAAUGCAGCAGUUUUGAAUAUUUAGAAAUAUUUUCGGGACUGGGAAUCAGAAGAAGUGGAUUAGAUGGCAUUUCAUCCUGACUGCCCACCUUGGAUCUUUUCCCUUCUUUCUUUGCUUUCUUUCACACAACACGUUUAUAAUGCUUUUUAAGGACCAGUACUUCCUUAUGCAAAAGAAUAGCUGGUAAUUAAAAUGUGCAGGAUGAAAAGAUGGAGCAACCACCAGUGCUUGUACCACCAGGACCGGACAGCUUCCACUACUUCACUAGAGAGUCUCUCGCAGCUAUUGAACAACGUAUUGCUGCAGAAAAGGCAAAGGGAGUCAAAAAAGACCAUAAAGACGACGAAGAAAAUGGCCCAAAGCCAAGUAGUGACUUGGAGGCUGGCAAAACACUGCCCUUUAUUUAUGGAGACAUACCUCCUGGAAUGGUGGCUACUCCUUUGGAAGACCUGGACCCAUAUUAUAUUAAUAAAAAAACUUUUAUAGUAUUGAAUAGAGGGAAGGCAAUUUUCCGAUUCAGUGCCACCCCUGCCCUAUAUAUAAUAAGUCCUUUCAACCUUCUUAGAAAAAUAGCUAUUAAGAUUUUGGUACAUUCAUUAUUCAGCAUGCUCAUUAUGUGCACUAUUUUGACCAACUGCGUGUUCAUGACCCUAAGUGACCCUCCAGAGUGGACAAAGAAUGUAGAGUAUACAUUCACAGGAAUAUAUACAUUUGAAUCACUUAUAAAAAUAAUUGCAAGGGGCUUUUGUAUAGAUGGUUUCACCUUCCUCCGGGAUCCUUGGAACUGGCUUGAUUUCACUGUCAUUACAUUUGCAUAUGUGACAGAGUUUGUGGACCUGGGCAAUGUCUCAGCGUUGAGAACAUUCAGAGUUCUCCGGGCAUUGAAAACAAUAUCAGUCAUUCCAGGCCUGAAGACGAUUGUGGGAGCCCUCAUUCAGUCUGUGAAGAAGCUGUCAGAUGUUAUGAUUCUGACUGUAUUUUGUCUGAGUGUAUUUGCUCUAAUAGGGCUUCAGCUGUUCAUGGGAAACUUGAGGCAUAAAUGCUUGUACUGGAAUCCAGACAAUUCUACAAAUGAUACUUACCUAUUUAAUAACACAUUUGAAGACAACAGUACACAUAAUAGCACACAAUUUGACUGGGAUGAAUAUAUAAGCAUUGAAAGUCAUUUUUAUUUUUUGGAAGGACAAAAUGAUGCUUUGCUUUGUGGCAACAGCUCGGAUGCAGGUCAAUGUCCAGAAGGUUAUGUGUGUAUAAAAGCUGGUAGGAACCCAAACUAUGGUUAUACAAGUUUUGACACCUUCAGCUGGGCUUUUUUGUCCCUCUUUCGAUUGAUGACUCAGGACUUCUGGGAGAAUCUUUAUCAGCUGACUCUGCGUGCUGCUGGCAAAACAUACAUGAUCUUUUUUGUUCUGGUGAUUUUCCUGGGCUCCUUCUACCUGAUCAACUUGAUCUUGGCUGUUGUCGCCAUGGCCUACGAAGAGCAGAAUCAAGCCACCAUGGAAGAAGCUGAACAGAAAGAGGCCGAGUUUCAGCAGAUGCUGGAGCAGCUGAAAAAACAACAAGAAGCAGCUCAGCAGGCUGCAGAGGCAGCUGCGACAGCUUCGGCUGAGUCCAAAGAACCCAGCGGAGGAGGAGGAGGAGGAGUGGGGAGGCUCUCUGAAAGUUCUUCGGAAGCAUCAAAGUUGAGUUCAAAAAGUGCAAAAGAGCGGAGAAAUCGAAGGAAGAAAAGGAAACAGAAAGAACAAUCUGGAGGAGAAGAAAAAGAUGAAGAUGAGUUUCACAGAUCUGAAUCAGAAGAUAGCAUCAGGAGGAGAGGUUGCCGAUUCUCUAUUGAAGGGAAUAGGCUAACUCUAGAACGGAAGCACUCUUCGCCCCACCAGUCUUUGCUGAGCAUGCGUGGCUCCCUGUUUUCCCCAAGGCGCAACAGCAGAACAAGCCUUUUCAGCUUCAGAGGUAGAGCAAAGGAUAUAGGAUCAGAGAAUGACUUUGCUGAUGAUGAGCACAGCACAUUUGAAGAUAAUGAUAGCAGAAGAGAUUCCCUUUUUGUGCCGCGCAGACAUGGUGAACGGCGCAACAGUAACAUUAGUCAGGCCAGUAGGUCAUCCAGGAUGCUGGCAGUGUUUCCAGUGAAUGGGAAGAUGCACAGCACGGUGGAUUGCAAUGGGGUGGUUUCCUUGGUUGGUGGACCAUCUGUUCCUACAUCGCCUGUUGGACAGCUUCUGCCAGAGGUGAUAAUAGAUAAACCAGCUACUGAUGACAAUGCCACAACUACAGAGACAGAAAUGAAAAAAAGAAGAUCGAGCUCUUUCCAUGUUUCCAUGGAUUUUCUGGAAGAUCCUACUCUGAGAGAUAGAGCCAUGAGUAUAGCUAGCAUAAUCACAAACACGAUGGAAGAACUUGAAGAGUCCCGACAGAAGUGUCCACCUUGUUGGUACAAAUUUGCAAACAUUUUCUUGAUCUGGGACUGCUGUCCAUGUUGGUUGAAAGUAAAACAUUAUGUUAACAUAUUUGUGAUGGAUCCAUUUGUUGAUCUUGCCAUUACAAUCUGCAUUGUUUUAAAUACACUCUUUAUGGCGAUGGAACAUUACCCAAUGUCGGAGGAAUUUGAAGCAGUACUUAAUGUCGGAAACCUGGUUUUCACUGGAAUCUUCACAGGAGAAAUGCUUUUCAAACUAAUAGCCAUGGAUCCAUAUUAUUACUUCCAAGAAGGCUGGAACAUUUUUGAUGGCAUUAUUGUCACUCUUAGUUUGGUUGAACUGGGACUAGCAGAUGUGGAAGGACUAUCAGUUCUCCGCUCAUUCCGAUUGCUGCGUGUUUUCAAACUGGCAAAAUCCUGGCCAACUCUAAACAUGCUGAUCAAGAUUAUUGGCAACUCUGUGGGUGCCCUGGGGAACCUGACUUUGGUCCUGGCCAUUAUUGUCUUCAUUUUUGCCGUGGUUGGAAUGCAGCUGUUUGGCAAAAGCUACAAGGAGUGCGUCUGCAAGAUCUCCAGCGACUGUGUGCUUCCACGCUGGCACAUGAAUGACUUCUUCCACUCUUUCUUGAUCGUCUUCAGAGUACUUUGUGGCGAAUGGAUAGAAACUAUGUGGGACUGUAUGGAGGUUGCAGGUCAAGCCAUGUGCCUUACAGUCUUCAUGAUGGUCAUGGUGAUUGGAAAUCUAGUGGUCCUGAAUCUGUUUCUGGCUUUGCUGCUGAGUUCUUUUAGUGCAGACAACCUGGCUGCCACGGAUGAUGACAAUGAAAUGAACAAUCUCCAGAUUGCCAUGGCACGAAUAGAUAAAGGCAUAGCUUAUGUGAAAAGAAAGCUCCGGGAAUUCAUUCAGAAAUCCUUCGUUAAAACGCAAAAAGCUUUAGAUGAAAUCAAGCCCCUGGAGGAGCUAAACAACAAGAACAGCUGCAUCUCUAACCACACCAUAGAAAUUGUCAAAGACCUGGAUUAUUUUAGAGAUGGAAAUGGGACCACAAGUGGCAUUGGUACAGGCAGCAGUGCGGAGAAAUACGUUGUGGAUGAAAGUGAUUACAUGUCGUUCAUAAACAACCCAAGCCUGACUGUGACUGUGCCCAUUGCUCUUGGAGAAUCCGAUUUCGAAAAUUUAAACACUGAGGAGUUUAGCAGUGAGUCAGAUUUGGAAGAAAGCAAAGAGAAGUUAAAUUCUUCUAGCUCAUCAGAAGGAAGCACAGUCGAUAUUGGGCUUCCAGCAGAAGAACAACCAGAAGCAGAGCCUGAAGAAGUUCUUGAGCCUGAAGCUUGUUUUACAGAAGGCUGUGUACAAAGAUUCAAGUGCUGCCAAGUUAGUGUAGAAGAAGGGAGAGGAAAACAAUGGUGGAAUCUUAGAAAAACCUGUUUCCGAAUAGUUGAACACAACUGGUUUGAAACCUUCAUUGUCUUUAUGAUUCUUCUGAGUAGUGGUGCUCUGGCCUUUGAAGACAUAUACAUUGAACAGAGAAAAACUAUCAAGACCAUGCUGGAAUAUGCUGACAAGGUCUUUACAUACAUCUUCAUUCUUGAGAUGCUGUUGAAGUGGGUGGCAUAUGGAUAUCAAACAUACUUCACUAAUGCCUGGUGUUGGCUGGAUUUCCUGAUUGUUGAUGUAUCAUUGGUUAGUUUAACAGCAAAUGCUUUGGGUUAUUCAGAACUUGGUGCCAUAAAGUCCCUUCGGACACUGAGAGCUCUCAGGCCUCUAAGAGCCUUGUCAAGAUUUGAAGGGAUGAGGGUGGUUGUGAAUGCCCUACUGGGAGCAAUUCCAUCCAUUAUGAAUGUGCUUCUCGUUUGUCUUAUAUUCUGGCUAAUUUUCAGCAUCAUGGGAGUAAAUCUGUUUGCUGGAAAAUUCUACCACUGUAUUAACACCACUACUGGUGACAUGUUUCCUAUUGACAUAGUUAACAAUAAGUCUCAAUGUGAAGAACUCAUUGAAGCGAAUCAAACAGCCAGAUGGAAAAAUGUGAAAGUUAACUUUGAUAACGUAGGAUUUGGGUAUCUUUCUUUACUGCAAGUGGCUACAUUUAAAGGAUGGAUGGAUAUUAUGUAUGCAGCGGUUGAUUCAAGAAAUGUACUGCAACAGCCAGUCUAUGAAGACAACCUUUUUAUGUAUCUUUACUUUGUUAUCUUCAUAAUCUUUGGGUCAUUCUUCACCCUAAAUCUGUUUAUUGGUGUCAUCAUUGAUAACUUCAAUCAGCAAAAGAAGAAGUUUGGAGGUCAAGACAUCUUUAUGACAGAGGAACAGAAAAAGUACUACAAUGCGAUGAAAAAGUUGGGGUCUAAAAAGCCUCAAAAGCCUAUACCCAGACCAGGGAACAAAUAUCAAGGCGUGGUCUUUGAUUUUGUGACGAGACAAGUGUUUGACAUCAGUAUUAUGAUUCUUAUCUGCCUUAAUAUGAUCACCAUGAUGGUAGAAACAGAUGAUCAAAGUAAACAAAUGGAGGACGUUCUAUACCGCAUCAAUCUGAUAUUCAUCGUCCUUUUUACUGGAGAAUGUGUCCUCAAACUCAUUUCCCUGCGCUAUUAUUACUUCACCAUUGGAUGGAAUAUUUUUGAUUUUGUAGUCGUCAUCCUUUCUAUUGUAGGUAUGUUCCUAGCAGAGAUCAUUGAGAAAUACUUUGUGUCACCCACCUUGUUCCGAGUGAUCCGUCUUGCCAGGAUCGGCCGGAUCCUGCGUCUGAUCAAGGGUGCUAAAGGGAUCCGCACCCUGCUUUUUGCCUUGAUGAUGUCCCUUCCUGCCUUGUUCAACAUUGGACUCCUCCUUUUCCUGGUCAUGUUCAUCUACGCUAUCUUCGGAAUGUCCAAUUUUGCCUACGUGAAGAGAGAAGUUGGGAUAGAUGACAUGUUCAACUUUGAAACUUUUGGCAACAGCAUGAUCUGCCUCUUUCAAAUCACCACCUCUGCAGGCUGGGAUGGCUUGCUCGCCCCCAUUCUCAACAGUGGACCCCCAGACUGUGAUCCUAAAAAGGACCACCCAGGAAGUUCGGUCAAGGGAGACUGUGGCAAUCCUUCCGUUGGGAUUUUUUUCUUUGUCAGCUACAUCAUCAUAUCAUUUUUAGUGGUAGUAAAUAUGUAUAUUGCUGUCAUUUUGGAGAACUUUGGUGUGGCAACCGAAGAAAGUGCAGAGCCUUUGAGUGAGGAUGACUUUGAGAUGUUUUAUGAGGUUUGGGAGAAGUUUGACCCAGAUGCAACCCAAUUCAUGGAAUUUGAAAAACUCUCCGAAUUUGCAGCUGCUCUGGAUCCUCCUCUUCAUUUACCAAAGCCAAACAAGGUUCAGCUUAUUGCAAUGGAUCUGCCCAUGGUAAGCGGGGACAGAAUUCACUGCCUUGACAUCUUGUUUGCUUUUACAAAGCGUGUACUGGGCGAGAGUGGAGAGAUGGAUGCUCUCCGCAUACAAAUGGAAGACCGCUUCAUGCAGUCCAAUCCUUCCAAAGCCUCCUAUGAGCCCAUUACAACUACAUUAAAGCGGAAGCAAGAGGAGUUAUCUGCUGUCAUUAUCCAACGGGCUUAUAGAAGUUACCGUUUAAGAAAAACAGUACACCAAGCUUCAUUUAUGUAUAAUAAAAAUAAAAUGGAAAGGGGGGCUGGCCAGCGUAUCAGAGAUGAAAUCCUCAUUGACAAGAUAAAUGAGAACUCGUAUACAGAGAAAACGGACUUGACCAUGUCAACGGCAAUUUGUCCGCCAUCCUACGACCGUGUCACCAAGCCCAUUGAAGAAAAACAUGAAAAGGAAGGGAAAGAUGUACGGAAGAAAAAAUAAAAUGCACGCUAGAAAUUCCAAUUGGGGCAUAAAUUGUUUACAGCCUGUGUGUGUGUGCGUGUGCGUGUGUCAUGUAGUUGGACCCACAGAACUCCUCUAGGCGGUAUAUGCCAAAUGGGCAGUUUUUACAAAUCCACUGUAUUCUUAAGGUCAGUGCCUAUAACAAGACAACAACCCCUUGUCAUCAGACACGGGACUGCAAGGCGUGGGAAGCAUGACAAGAGGUUACUGUUUUCAUUACCAGCUGACACUGCUGAAGAGGAGGAGGAAAAUGGCUAAUCAGACUGUAGGGACCAGUAAGGGGUUGAAUAAAAAAGAAAACCUAGUAUUUUUUGUGUGUUAAACAUGAAACACUUAGUACAGUCAGUGUAUCCACUGUUUGCAUUUCAACUGCCACAUUUGUCAUCUUUCUACAAAAUCUGUGUUGGUGGAUUCAUCAUCUUCUUUUUCUUUUCUUUUUAUUCACACAUGGUGACUAUUUUUGUAAAUGGGGUUUAUGUUGGGGAAGGGGAUAAGUGCUACUUUACCAGUAUGAGGACCAGGUGUUCUAUUACACGAUUCUCUCUCUCUCUCUCUUAUAUGCACACCAAAAUGAUUUGCAUGGAGGCAUGCUGCACUUAUAGAUCAUGCAUGGGGGGAAACAUUUAUGUUAUAAAGGAUGACAGGUUUUCAACAACUCUGUUAACGGCGAGGGAAAUACUUAAUUCUGAGGUGCUUAACAAAAGUAUCCAUGUUGUGUUACAUCCAGACCAGGCUUUAAAUGCCUCUAAAGUCCUUUCUAAUCCACAAGAG
Molecule: messenger RNA, 7071 nt
Organism: Pogona vitticeps (central bearded dragon)
Lineage: Eukaryota; Metazoa; Chordata; Lepidosauria; Squamata; Agamidae
Source: RefSeq, a predicted model, not a curated record